AUUCUCUCAACGAGGCAACACUGUCAGCCGCAGCUUCAUUCUCGUUUCCCAUUUGGCACUUCCUUUACUCCCUUUAAAUUCCUCUAGAUCUUGGAGAGCUCAUUAUUUGCACCAAGAGUCACUUUACCUCCCUCUGUUACUCUUCCUCUCUCUUAAGAUUCCUAUUACCAUCUUGUUCAUCCAUGGGAAUUCUUGCCUCGCUCUUCCUCUUCACCUUCCUAGUUCUCGCACCACAUACCAGUGCAUGCGAGUCCAACUCCACCACCAAGAAGCACCAUCACCACCACGUUGGGCCAACCGGCCAAUACGCGCUCGUGGUCGACGCAAAUGGCUCCGGUGAUUUCUUAUCUGUCCAAGAGGCUGUCGAUUUUAUACCAGAGAACAACAACAAGCGUGUUAUUAUACAGAUAAAUGCCGGCAGAUACAUAGAGAAGGUGACCGUGGCAGCGACGAAACCAUACAUAACGUUCCAAGGUGCAGGGAGAGACAUGACCGUGAUCGAGUGGCAUGACCGUGCCAGUGACAAAGGGCCUAGUGGGCAGCAGCUACGGACUUACAAAACAGCUUCAGUAACUGUUUUUGCUAAUUAUUUCAUUGCUAGAAAUAUCAGUUUCAAGAACUCAGCUCCAGCACCAUUGCCAGGCAUGGAAGGAUGGCAAGCUGCAGCCUUCCGCAUCUCAGGCGACAAGGCUUACUUUUCUGGCUGUGGCUUCUACGGCGCCCAGGACACACUCUGCGACGAUGCCGGGCGGCAUUACUUCGAGGAUUGCUACAUCGAGGGAUCCAUCGACUUCAUCUUUGGCAAUGGCAGAUCCAUGUACAAGGAUUGCCACCUCAACUCCAUCGCACAAAGGUUUGGAUCCAUCGCAGCACAGAACAGGAACUCCCCCUGCGAGAAGACCGGCUUCGCCUUCGUGAACUGUAAGGUGACAGGCACAGGGAAGCUCUACGUGGGGCGCGCCAUGGGGCAGUACUCCAGAAUCGUCUUUGCCUACACCUACUUUGAUGAUGUGGUCAUCCCAGGCGGGUGGGAUGACUGGGACCACGCCAGCAACAAGAGCAAGACUGCCUUCUUUGGAGUCUACAAGUGCUGGGGUCCAGGUGUCGCAGCCGUUCGUGGUGUUGCAUGGGCUCGAGAGCUUGAUUAUGAGACUGCGCACCCCUUCCUGGCCAAGAGCUUUGUCAAUGGAAGGCACUGGCUCGGCCCCUCAGAUUUCUGAGAACAGCCCUCUGAUAAACUCCAAAGAUUUGUUGUGCCGACACAAUAAAGAAAACAGAUCGACCGAUGGAAUAACAGAUACACUUUGUAAGUUGUUUAACAACAUCACACGGUAUAUAGAUUCCCGUAAUAUCUAUAGUUGUUAAAUCAUGCAAUAAAAUAACAGACUAUUAUUUGGUUC
Messenger RNA from Elaeis guineensis (African oil palm), 1400 nucleotides. RefSeq names its product probable pectinesterase 68. The record is from RefSeq and is a predicted model, not a curated record. Gene Ontology annotation, biological process: cell wall modification; pectin catabolic process. Lineage: Eukaryota; Viridiplantae; Streptophyta; Magnoliopsida; Arecales; Arecaceae. Gene Ontology annotation, molecular function: pectinesterase activity.